Molecule: messenger RNA, 2195 nt
Organism: Pantherophis guttatus
Lineage: Eukaryota; Metazoa; Chordata; Lepidosauria; Squamata; Colubridae
Gene: STRAP
Product: serine/threonine kinase receptor associated protein
Biological process (GO): spliceosomal snRNP assembly
Cellular component (GO): SMN complex
Molecular function (GO): RNA binding; protein binding
Source: RefSeq, a predicted model, not a curated record
UCCCCUCCCAUUUCCGGCCGCCGGUCCCCUCCGUCCCGUCACCAGGAGGCCAGGCCGCUCGCGUGGCCGUGGGAGACCGCUGCCUCCCCUUCGCCCUCCCGGCCUCCCCCUUUCCGUUGCUCCUUCCUCUCACCCGACCGACCGGCGCCAUGGCGAUGAAGCAGACCCCGCUGACGUGCUCGGGCCACACGCGGCCCGUGGUGGACUUGGCCUUCAGCGGCAUCACCCCCUACGGCUACUUCCUCAUCAGCGCCUGCAAAGAUGGCAAACCGAUGUUUCGACAGGGUGACACAGGGGACUGGAUUGGAACAUUUCUUGGUCACAAGGGAGCAGUCUGGGGAGCCACGUUGAAUAAUGAUGCCACUAAAGCAGCUACAGCCGCUGCAGAUUUUACUGCCAAACUGUGGGAUGGUAUUUCAGGAGAUGAACUCCUCACGCUGGCUCACAAGCAUAUUGUCAAAUCAGUGGACUUCACUCAGGACAGCAAUUACUUGUUGACAGGUGGACAAGAUAAAUUGUUACGUAUCUAUGAUUUAAACAAGCCAGAGGCAGAACCUGAGGUGGUCAGUGGUCACACGUCUGGUAUUAAAAAGGCUCUGUGGAGCAGUGAUGAUACGCAGAUCCUUUCGGCAGAUGAUAAAACAGUCAGGCUCUGGGACAGAAAUACACUGACAGAAGUGAAGGCGAUCAACGUUGCCAUGUCCGUGAGUAGCAUGGAAUAUGUGCGUGAAGGGGAGAUAAUAGUCAUCACCUAUGGCCGGACCAUUGCCUUUCACAGUGCAGAAACUCUGGAACCGAUUAAAUCGUUUGAGGCACCUGCAACAAUCAAUUCUGCGUCUCUCCAUCCGGAGAAAGAAUGUCUAGUUGCUGGCGGUGAAGAUUUUAAACUUUAUAAAUAUGAUUAUAAUACCGGUGAAGAAUUAGAAUCUUACAAGGGGCACUUUGGGCCGAUUCACUGUGUCAGAUUUAGCCCAGAUGGAGAGUUGUAUGCUAGCGGCUCAGAGGACGGAACGCUGAGGCUGUGGCAGACGACAGUAGGGAAAACAUAUGGUCUCUGGAAAUGUGUGAUUCCUGAGGAAGAAGGUGGAGAGCUGGCUAAGGCUAAAGUCAACCUUCCAGGAACUGCAGAAGAAGAAUUAGAAGACCUUGGCUCUGAAAACACAGAUUCCAUCUACAGUACACCUCCUGAAGUUAAGGCUUGAGCGCCACGGCCGUUAAGGACAACACACGCGAACUCGUUGAGAUUCGAUCCCCAAAAAGAAAAAAAUGGAAAAAGCAAACAAACAAACAGCAGUCAUAUGCAACAGCCUCUCCCGGGGGGGGGUGCGCAAAGUGAAUCGAAGGCAAAUAGAGAGGCAGUAAUUGAUGAGAAUGCAUAGGAACAGGUUGUCGAAAGGUGAAUAGAGACAAAAAAAAAAAAAGUUAACGGUUUGGCUGUCUUUUAAGCGUCAUUGCCUUUUGUUAAGUCUGAACAUAACCAGGCGCCGAGAUCCUGUUUUUUCUCCAGUGUUAAGAUUAAGUCAUUGUAGUGUUUUAUUAUUGAGGAGAAAUGUAACGGUAUCUUGGUUAGAGUAUGUUCUCUGAAAGUGGGGAAGGGGGAACAAAAGGCAGGGGGUUAUUUGGUUAAAUAAAAUAUUUGUGGUUUAAGGGAUUUUUGCCCUCCCAAUUUUAUUGUACACUGCUUCUGUUUCCAAAUCAUCUAAAUAAAAUGCUCCUACGAUCGCACUCCUAGAAAACGUUAUAAAGCUUACCAGGUUUAAUUCAUCUGUUUCUGAACAGUAUUGAAUAGCCUGGGGCUUUGUAUUUUAAAAAAAAGAAAACGGGGGGGAGAGAGUAAGGUUUGGGGGUGUGUUUUGCACGAUAGGUGGCUGAAUGCCCUGCUGCUUGAAGCUUGUGUGUUCUUCUCCAGUAAAACUUGGUAAUUCAAAAUUUAUCUCUAAAAAGAUAACAUGUGAAGGAGCAUCCCUAUAUUAAUUGCCUCUGGUCGAAAUUGUUCAUAUACUAUCUGAAUUUACCCUAUUGUCAAAACAUACCUACUUAGCCAUUGUAUUUCUUCUGGACUUCUUUUAAACGGAAGCAGCUAAGUAUUUCUAUAUGAUUUUUAAUGUGUGUUUUUUUUUUCCAAAAACGAACUGUAUGUAUACAUCAAAUAAUUCAUAUGCUGCAUAGGAAUAAAAUGGUGGUUUAAAGAGUCA